CGUGGCUGUGGAAACUCUGAGAUAGGCAGAACCGUCAGACUGUAAAAAUAUCGGAGUGUUGAAAUCUUUCUCGUGGACCUUUGCACAUUCCCAGCACUCCGCGUCCAAGUCAAAUCCUCCUACACAAGGCAUUGGGCGCAGUAGUUAGUGCUUCACUCAUCUGUGUCACUGCCUUGAACUCCAGGAACCGUCUUCUUCACCUCUGGACCUCACUCAGCGACCGCUACUGCUUCUCACUUUCCUGAGGAAUUGGAUACAAGAUCAACAGUGCUGACAGACACCUCCCUCCUUCCACCUUGAAAGGUUCACAAUCAGCGGGGACAAUGUACGGAGAUUAUGAUACCAGACACCUUCUAGAUUAUGGGCAAAACCAGAGUCAGGCUAAUGAGCUUCCUCCUCAAAAACCUCAAUUCCAGAGGACAAACAGUGUGGGCAGACCCAGUGCCAAAUCCAUCUACCGGCAACGGAAGGAAUAUGCACAAAGCCUCAAUUCGAUGCAGGAUCUCUCUCAAUAUCGAGUCGAGCACCUGAUCACCUGUGACCUGGAUUUCAAGGAUACAAGGACAUUGGACAGCUGUAUCUCCAAGCUUAAGAUGCUGGAUGCCAAGGGCAGGGUCUGGGGGCAGGACAUGAUGAUGCAGAUGAGUGACAGCUUCCUCAAACUGUCCGAUAUAGAGACAAGGGAUGAGCUGGAAACAUUCAGCAUUGAUGCAGUGUACGACAGCCGGGCGAUAUUAAACAGCUGUAUCUACAACUCCGUGCUGGCUCUAACCAUCAGGGACUCGAGGAAAUCCCUCGUUUACCUAUUCCAAUGUGAAGAAGUCUCUGCCGAUUUGAUUGACAUGGCCAUCAAGAAAAUCACGAAGGGAACGAAACAGGACCGGGGAGAUCAGGGCACGUUCAGAAGUAACCUGGACAACAUGCUCACUCAGCCCGUUCCCUCGCAUCACAUGAAGUCGGGAAUGCCCCCCCCGCAGGAUAGAUGGUCAUCCUCGGGCUACACCACCCCAGCCAUGUCCGAAUACAGCAGCUGGGCUGGCCCCAACUCCAGGGCCCCAUCAGAGCAUGGCUCUGACAAGACGAAUGUCAGCACAUCGAGUUUUAACCUACGACGGGAUAUGGAAAUCCUGAAUCACGCUCUGGAUGACAUUGAGCUGUUUGUCAACAAAAUCCAGCAGAUCGUGGGCUCCAACAAGCAAAAAGAAGAGAAGAAGAAAAAGAAGAAACCGAAAAAAGGGAGUUCCCAUCUACCCCCAGAGGCUGAGUUUGUGGAUUUUCUUCAGAAGAGCAAAUACGUCCUUAAUUUACUGGGCAAGCUUGAUGCGUACCUAAAUAAUCCCAGUGCAACCGACCUGUGUCGCGGUUUGUUCCAAACACUUAAUUAUGUCCUGAAACAUUGUCCGGUAGUUAAUCUGGAGCAGAAUGUGAUCACCCCUUUCCUGAAGACGACAGCCAUAAAUUUCCUUCAAAGAAGCCUAAACACAGAUGAGCAGCAAUUCUGGAUUUCACUGGGACCGGCCUGGAAUACCCCGAGGUCAGACUGGCAAAAUGGUGACUCCUUCCCAGGAUACAUUCCCAGCUUCUCCGAUGGCUGGCAACCCCCUUUGAAUCAGUCCGGGAGAUCCCCAACCCCCAGCCGCUUCUCAACCGACGAGAGAAGGAUGGAAUCCCCCCAGUACCCUCCCUUGGAAAUGUCCCAGAACAUGCCAAAGCAAGCCGUGGCCAUGUAUGACUUCACAGGGAGAAACUCGCGGGAGAUCAACGUGUCGAAGGGAGAUGUUCUAGAGGUGUUAGAGGCUACAAAACAAUGGUGGAAGGUCAGAAGCUUGAGAGGGGAGAUUGGUUACGUACCAUGCAAUAUCAUGGAGCCAGUCAAUCAUGGAGCACAGUACUCACCGCACCAUGAAUCCCGGAGAUUCGGAGAUAGCCAUGCUGCUGGAGUGACAAUACAUUCCAGGUCCAACGAGGUGAGGGCUUGGCUCCAAUCCAAAGGCUAUCGACCACUCACUGUUAAGUCUUUUGGAGUCCUCUCUGGGUCAGAGCUGCUGAGUCUAUCUAAACAAGAAUUAAUCCAAGCGUGCCCUGAGGAAGGAGACUAUGUCUACAGAGAUCUCCACAGGGGAUAGUGAGGGAGCUGGAGACAACCAGGAGCAAUGAAACAGGCAGAGGUUGUUUCGCAAGGAUGAGGGGCGUAAAGUGUGGAGUGUUUCAGAGUGCGUCGCUCGGGAUAAUUCAUUCACGUUAUGAAAUGCUGCAAACUAUCUGUAUAUUUAAUGUCUGUAUAUUUAAUGUAAACGUGUGCAUUCUCCCCCCGCUGACCGCUAGGUUUUUAUAUUAGCUCUGUGUAAAAAAAAGAAGUAGCAAAUUUUGCCCCCACUGUUGUGAGCCAUUUGGGGUACAGGUGUGUUGCGAUGGCCUUUGUACAUGAACCUCCUAAUCACAUUACUGGUGUAAGGAAAGAAAACCUCUUUCUAUUUUCAAAUGAGCUCCACAAAUUAACAAAUUAAACUGCUUCCA
This is a messenger RNA of Callorhinchus milii (elephant shark), 2517 nucleotides long. Its product is annotated as epidermal growth factor receptor kinase substrate 8. Gene Ontology annotation, molecular function: actin binding. Gene Ontology annotation, cellular component: plasma membrane. The record is from RefSeq and is a predicted model, not a curated record. The coding region runs from base 324 to 2126 and encodes 600 amino acids. The transcript is spliced from 20 exons. NCBI's taxonomy places the organism in Eukaryota, Metazoa, Chordata, Chondrichthyes, Chimaeriformes, Callorhinchidae. Gene Ontology annotation, biological process: Rho protein signal transduction; regulation of Rho protein signal transduction.